Messenger RNA from Medioppia subpectinata, 993 nucleotides. The record is from the annotation of a GenBank genome assembly. NCBI's taxonomy places the organism in Eukaryota, Metazoa, Arthropoda, Arachnida, Sarcoptiformes, Oppiidae.
GACACGUCCGGACUAUACCUCCGGUUAGCGCUUACGGACACUAACUGUUCACGUCAUAAACCCAAAGGCAGAGCUCUGCCAGUCCUCAGUCGGUUGUGUCGGGCAGUGAUGUGGAGUUACAGCAAAUCGGGAAUUGUUCCCCAAUUAGUCAAUCAAUACAAUGAUAUAAUUGAACAGAAUUUGUGUCAAACGAUUCAAUUGAAUGAAUUGCGGAAUAAUUCAAUGGACAGCGAGUGUAACGAUGGAUGUGUUGAAAGUGAAAGUGUUAGCAGAAAUGAAACGCGCGAUAACUUCUCUACAUUGACUAAUAAGGACUCCAAUCACUAUAACAGUAAUGCCUCUCAAAUGCCUCACAAUAGCAUCGCUGUCGAGGAAGACAUACCAAAGUCUAUUCAAAGUGAUAGCAAAUUAAAUACGGAAACAUUAGCCAAAGGCAGUGAUGCUGUGAUUCCGGAGCCAAAUAAUAUGCCAAUAGAGAAACCGGUGAAAGAGAGUGAACCCAAUGAAUGUGAUUUGAAUAAGUCUAAGGAAACGAAACCAAUUGAACCAAAAGAGUCCUAUAAAUUGAAUGCAAUUAAAGUAAAUCCAGUCUUAGAAAAGCUAAUGAGUAGAAGAAGGCAUACGUUUGUAAUGAAAACAAUAGUUCCCAAAGAGAUUUGCGGCGUUUGUGGCGAUUGUAUUCAGUUUUCCGAGAAAUACAAGCAAUGCGUGGACUGUAUUGCCAUCAGUCAUAUGAACUGUUCGGCCAAACUGCCGGUGCCCUGCAUUCGCUACACUAACCCAACCCUAAAACCAUCAAAACUCAUAUCCAAUUAUGUUUAUCCAUCGUUUAAGCCGUCGAUUCCGGCGCUAAUCAUACACUGUAUACGAGAGGUGGAGGAGAGGUGUCACGAAUGCUCUCCAAACAGUCUCUAUGUUAUGAAUUCCGAGGUCUGCGGCGAUACCGAAGUGAACCGUAAGAUUAAACUCAUCAACAAAUGUCAUAAACUCGGA